AUGGGCUGUAUGAAUUCUAAACCUUCUUAUAAAUCUUAACCUACAACUUCUAGAAAGACUUAGAUAUAAUUAUAAUUAAAUAGCUAAGAAGAAAGUCCAUAUGUGAUUAAAAAGAAUCCAAUAUUUUAGAGAAGAGCCCCUUAAAAAUCAAAUGUUAGCCCUUUACAAACUGCCUCUUUUAUCUAAAGAAAUAAGUGA
Molecule: messenger RNA, 198 nt
Organism: Paramecium sonneborni
Lineage: Eukaryota; Ciliophora; Oligohymenophorea; Peniculida; Parameciidae
Source: the annotation of a GenBank genome assembly